Sorghum bicolor (sorghum) is the source of this 971-nucleotide messenger RNA. RefSeq lists its product as uncharacterized. Bases 170 to 748 code for a protein of 192 amino acids. The transcript has a single exon. Lineage: Eukaryota; Viridiplantae; Streptophyta; Magnoliopsida; Poales; Poaceae. Gene Ontology annotation, biological process: response to auxin. The record is from RefSeq and is a predicted model, not a curated record.
CAUUGUUUAGUGCAAGGAUACAGCUAAUAAUCCAAGCACAUCCUCAGAGGGGAGGGAGCAUGCUUCCAUGCUGCAAACAGCACUCCAAGUCCAAGCCUCUGCUCACACUUCAUCCCUCCCUCUCCUCUCCUCUCCGUUUUGAUCAUCAUCAACCAGGUGGCAGGUGUGCAUGGCGAUGACCCAGGCGCUGAAUCGAUCACGCCACCAUUUCCCAUCUGAUCGAUCUCUUCUUGGAGCUAGACAGCAACUGGCGCAGCUGAACGACAAGAUCAGGAGCAGAGCAGGCGGUCUUGUAGUUCUUGGCUCGGCGUCAGCGUCGGCGAUGAUGGCGAUCAGGGGCUACUUCCGGGCGCCGGCGAGGCUGCAGGGGAGGAAGAGGAAGCAGCAGGCGGCGGAGCGGGGACUCCGGGGCGACAGCCUGGGCGCCGCGCUGCUCGACGAGGCCGAGCUGCCGGCAGUGCCCAGGGGCUACUUCGCCGUGUACGUGGGCGCGGAGGCGCGCCGGUUCGUGGUGCCGACGGACUACCUCCGCCAGCCGGCGUUCCGGGACCUCAUGGAGCGCGCCGCCGAGGAGUUCGGCUUCGCGCAGGCCGCCGGCAUCCGCAUCCCGUGCCGCGAGGAGGACUUCGAGGCCACCGUCGCCGCGCUCGAUCUCGAGUCCGCCGUGGCGCGCCGGCGCUCCCGGGCCGGCACCGGUAGAGCCACCGCGGCGGCGGAGCCCAAACUGCCCAAGGCCAGGUCGUUGUAGCAAGCCAGGCAUGCAGAAUUUGCAGGCCAUGGAGAUGCGCAAUGCAAGUAUUCUUUGCAGCUCAAGCUGACUUUGAUUAGAUCAAGUCAGUCAAAUCAUUAGGCAUUAGCUUUGGAUCAGUAGAUAAUCGAUCUGUGGAGUAGUGUUUGUUCUGCAAGGGCUCUGAAACUGGCAUGAAACAAGAAAAGGAAUAAUUCGUUCUUUGUUUUUCAUCUGUAGUUAA